GGCCCACCCAUCAUGAGACAUCCGCCCUCCCCAGGGUCCAACGGCCACCCGUCGCGCCACGAGGCCGCACGUUGCGACUCGACGCCGAACCCGAGUCCACACUCAGAUCACCCCAACGCGCGUUCCAGGCGCCCGACACCCGGUCCGUAGCUCCAUCUGAUCGUGCUGCGCUGCGCUCUCGCCAUUUACCCCAAUCCCAGGUGCGGCUCCGAAGACCGCGUGUUCGCGCACGUGUGCUACGUGCGUUGCGGAAAUGGUCGGACUUUUUCGGAGGGUACUCGAGACGAGAGGACGUGCCAAGGAUAGCGACUGCGGUCUUCGUGAAGAGUGUAUACGGAUAAUGCGAGCAAUAAGAUAUCUGGGCAUAUCCAGAUGUGACGCGCCCGGCAGGGAGUUCGUUUCUUAGCUGCAUAGCGCCUCACGACUAUUUCCCACCCCCAUUCUCCUCAGCAUGGCGCCAAAAUACCAGACAGCACUCAUCGGGACCUCGGACGGCGCAAUCCGCCUCUCCCACGAUGCUCCCGUACCAGAAGUUGUAGGCGACCACGUCCUCAUCAAGACAAAAGCCGUAUCCGUGAACCCGGUCGACACGAAAAUGACCGGCAGCUACGUGACCGCCGAUGCCAUCGCAGGCUUCGACUUUGCAGGGACCGUCGAAGAAAUUGGAUCAGAGGCCACGAAAUGCGGGAUCAUGCUCGGAGAUCGCGUCUGCACAGUCGUCCUGGGCAUGAAUUCGAACGAGCCUACCAUCGGCGCGUUCGCAGAGUGGACGACGGCGGCAGAAUGGACGCUGCUCAAGAUCCCCAACAGCCUGAGCUUCGAAGAAGGCGCAUCACUAGGCAUAAGUUUCAUGACGACGGGUCUCGCGAUCUUCAAGAGCCUCGGCGUCCCCGGCACGCCGCUGAAACCCAGCCCGCAACGGCUGCCCGUCCUCGUCUUCGGCGGCUCCUCCUCAACAGGCACAGCCGCGAUCCAGCUGCUUAAGCUCGCGGGCUUCGACCCCGUGGCCACGUGCUCACCGCACAACUUCGACCUCGUGCGAACGUACGGCGCCACCGCCGUCUUCGACUACAAGGACCCGGGCGUCGUGCCCGCCAUCAAAGCGUACACCAAAAACGGUCUCCGCUUCGCGCUCGACUGCAUCUCCACGACCGCUAGCAUGCAGUUCUGCUACCAGGUCAUCGGGCGCACAGGCGGGAACUACACGGCGCUGGAGCCGUAUGCCGAGGCCGUGGCGCAGAAGCGCAAGGUCGUGCGCCCGGACUGGGUCAUGGGCCCGCAGAUGAUGGGCAAGGAGAUUGGCUGGCCGAAACCUCACUGGAGGCCCGCGGAUGCGAAGAUCGGGCGCUUCGGCGCGGAGUGGACGGUCACGCUGCAGAAGCUGCUGGAUAAGGGGCUCAUAAGGCCGCAUCCGAUAUUGGUCAGGCAGGGCGGGCUGCCGGAUGUGCUGGGCGGGAUCGAGGAUAUCCGUGAGAAGCGAAUUUCGGGGCAGAAGCUUGUGUUUACUGUGUGAGAUGGGGAGGUUCACCUCUGGGGAGUUGUGCUCAGAGGAUCAUGCGCGGCUUUGGUUUAUGUAUGUAUUCUACAGAGACAUGUGGGAAGGAUUGAAUGCCACAUCCCUUCUUUAAUAAAAAAAGCUUGGGAUAUGUGGAUGCGCACGACAACUGUCUCAAAACCCUGUCACAGCCUUUUCGUAACCUCAGUUCGUUCAAUGAUUGACUGGCUACUCCAAGCACAGCGAGUAUUCGCCUGCCCUCUCUUCAACCUAGGUUAACGACCCUAGGUCUUCCCACUGUUCUUACAACCGACCAUCUCAAGCCAAUCUCAACACCCUGCCUUGAGUGCUAGAACCAAGACCGAACGAUACCAUCUCACUGGAACCGUCUCAAAAGCGAAAGACUUCAUAAAGAGAUCGUCAAUUGAUCGCGAUCAUGAC
Messenger RNA from Alternaria alternata, 1936 nucleotides. Its product is annotated as NAD(P)-binding protein. The transcript has a single exon. The record is from RefSeq and is a predicted model, not a curated record. NCBI's taxonomy places the organism in Eukaryota, Fungi, Ascomycota, Dothideomycetes, Pleosporales, Pleosporaceae. Gene Ontology annotation, molecular function: oxidoreductase activity, acting on NAD(P)H. The coding region runs from base 452 to 1513 and encodes 353 amino acids.